AUGCUCGGUUGGCCGACGCGAAUCUGUCCCGGACGAUGGCUAGGCAGCCAGCGUACCGGUGUCCGCGAUGUCCACGACAAAAGAGAGCGACCUGCCGGCACGUUGAAAAGGGUUGUCUCUUGCCCCUUCCGCGUCCUCGCCCGCCUCUUCGCCUGCGUCCCAGGCAGUGACGUCGCCAACCCAUCCGAGCUCACUCUCGUUGCUGAUCUAUCCAAAGUCGAGGAUCAUAGCCAGAAGCCUACAGUCCCUGCUUUGGACAGCUCUCAAUUGCCGUACUCGGAGACAUCGAUAUCGGGCACGACUAUGAAUCUACCUGCUAGACUUUCCCCGCAAGAGUUUUACUGGACGGACUCGCCACCCAUCACUUACUCCCCGGGGCCUCUGAAGUUCUACGUGCCUGUUGAGCUAUUUCAAUUGAUUUUGGAGAACAUCGACCAGUAUACGGGCUACUACGUUCUCUGGCGAAAUCUACGGCUCGUGUCGCGAGCAUGGAACUACGAGGCCGACCGCUUCUUCUUCCGCGAUCUCGGUAUCGCGGACGGCCACUUCGUCGACUUUGCGAGCGCCCUAUUGGCAACUCCGUGGCGCGCAAGGCACAUUCGCGCACUGUACGUGGACUGGGCACAAGAUGCGCCCGGGACGCCCGAACACCUCGACAUCAUUAGACGGGCGUUCAUGAUCAUGCCCAAUCUAGAGACCCUGAGAGAACGAUACUCCCAUUGCCGCCACCAACUCCUUGUGUCCGACGGCUCGCUCAUAAUGAAGGGUAUGCCGUUCCGUCUGCGGACGUGGGUGACCAGCUUCCGCUGGUGUCCACAACUGGAGGAGAUCCUACUCGAGCAAACAGAACUUCGCAAGUUUCAGUGCGACGCUGAUCUGAGCUUUGGCACCGCCCCGCCAGAACAACGCCUUGUGAUGCCGGGCAUGUUGCCCAAAUGCGAACUAUUGGACGCUGGCGCCGGCAUCCUGGAAACAUUCCAAAACGUCGGAGAUGCUCCUGCUGUGCGACACCUCACCUUUCGCAUCGUCUGCCUUCAGCCCGAGCGCGAGCUGGGUGCCGCAAUCGGCCCACGGUUCAUCGGAAGCCAACUCACCAGCCUCGUCAUCUCCCGCCACAGCAUCCAAAGAUGUGCGUUCACGCCCAUGCCCGAACUCGUGCGAGAGUUCAUCGCGUCCGUUCCCAACUUGCUCCUCUUCGGCGUUAUCGACUACCAGUUCUUCACCCCUCGCGACAACGCACAGCUGCGCACCAUGAUCUGCGAUCAUCUUCCGCAUUUGAAGACAUUUGUAUGGGCGCAGGACGUGUACGGCAUUGCCAACAUGGAGGACCUGGACGAUGAGGACAUGGAGGGCGAUGAUGUCGAGUCGGACGAGUCGGAGGAUGAGUCGGAAGAUGAUGAUGACGGCGACGACGACGAUGAAGAGGGCGGUCCAGCGGAACCUCGCCGGCGUCUGCACCGCCACGCCAAGUUCGGACUUUACGCCAGGAAACUCUUCGCGGACCACCCAGCGCUCGAGUUCGUUACAGCGUUCUUCCACUACAGGGACCACUAUGGUCUGAGUGGGAUGGUCAUCGACCAAACUCAGAGUCUCUAUAAGCGUGUACGGGACGAUAAGCUUUCGGCCGGGUAUACCGUGGUUGAGAACAACUUUGUUCAUACGAUCACCUCUCGGACCUGCGAUCUCAUAGACCCCAAGGCGCCGGAGGACUACCUCUUGCGCUGCCAUGUCAACCCGAACCGCUUUCUGAUGCCAAAUCCUGCUCUUCCUGUGCUGUCUACAGACUCGGAUUCCGAUUAA
Messenger RNA from Peniophora sp. CBMAI 1063, 1800 nucleotides. The record is from the annotation of a GenBank genome assembly. NCBI's taxonomy places the organism in Eukaryota, Fungi, Basidiomycota, Agaricomycetes, Russulales, Peniophoraceae.